This is a messenger RNA of Apis laboriosa (Himalayan honeybee), 659 nucleotides long. RefSeq lists its product as uncharacterized. Lineage: Eukaryota; Metazoa; Arthropoda; Insecta; Hymenoptera; Apidae. The transcript has 2 exons. The record is from RefSeq and is a predicted model, not a curated record. The coding region runs from base 180 to 584 and encodes 134 amino acids.
UCCAUCUAAUAUCGUCAAUUCAAAUUUUAGGUUCUCACAAUCCAUCGGGAUAUCGUAAUGAAUUUUUAGAUGAUUUGGAUUAUAUAUACGAUCGAGCAAUCGAGGAUGAUUUCGAGGAUGAUUUCGUUACCAGUCAACGACGUUACAAGGAACGAGCUUCUGCUGCAUUUGCCGAAGAUAUGGCUGAAUUGAGGCGCAAACGGAGGGACAUGCAGGAUCGUAUAUUCGACGUGAUCGAUUUGAACGCAGAAAUCGAGAAAGCGAGGAAUACGCUUGAACAAGCGGAUAUUAUUUUCCAGCGACACGCGACGAAAUUUGACAACACGGAGAAUUACGAUGACAUGAGAUUAAAAAAAUUCCCCAAUUUAGAUGCUUUGCCGGAGAAAGCAGCACCGAAAACCAUAAAAUUUGUGAAAAUGCCUAAUGUAAAUAUUGAACCGUGUGUGCCUCAUCCUAUAAAACCAAGGCAAGAGAAAAUUAAUUUGUCAAUAGAACCGAAUGAAAUUGCGGAUCCUUUAAAUACCAUUACAUUGUUGCCGUUGAAAAGAAAAUUCUCGAAUAAGAAGAAAAGCGUUUCAUUCUAAAAAAAUUAUUCAGUAAAUAUUUUAAGAUAUUAUUGUAUGAUAAAAAAAGAAUAUAAAAAUGUACCCACAUCAUUU